This is a messenger RNA of Saccharomyces eubayanus, 438 nucleotides long. It is a transcript of the gene RRN10, whose product is annotated as Rrn10p. NCBI's taxonomy places the organism in Eukaryota, Fungi, Ascomycota, Saccharomycetes, Saccharomycetales, Saccharomycetaceae. The record is from RefSeq and is a predicted model, not a curated record. Gene Ontology annotation, cellular component: RNA polymerase I upstream activating factor complex. Gene Ontology annotation, biological process: nucleolar large rRNA transcription by RNA polymerase I. Gene Ontology annotation, molecular function: RNA polymerase I cis-regulatory region sequence-specific DNA binding. The transcript has a single exon. Bases 1 to 438 code for a protein of 145 amino acids.
AUGGAUAGAAAUGUAUAUGAAGCAUGCAGUAAUAUAAUAAAGGAAUUUGGAACGCAUACAGUGAGUGCAGAUGAAGUACUCGCAGAAAAAAUAGAUAACGUGGUCCCUAUACCAUUCAAAACAAGAGAAGAUUUGAAUACUGAUGCAGAGAAAGAUAGAAACGAAGGUGUCUUUGAGGGCAAUAUCGUUCCCGAUAUCGACUUACGCGUGGUACACUACUACGCCACACAGUUGUGUCUAAGUAAGUACCCACAUUUAAUCAACGCCUUUGAUGAAACAAGUCUUGUCACAUUGGGCUUGCUUAUUGAGAAGUGGGUAAAAGAUUAUCUUAUUUGCACCAAUACAGAAGACACUAGUCAAAAUAAAACCAUCGGAAAGGGACCAUGCGAAUUUAUAUCAAAGCACAUCGAUUAUAGACACGCCCCAGGUAACAUUUGA